AUGAUAAAAUCAGAUCAAGAUUAUCCUACAAAUGCAAAAUCUGAUUGCAAAGCAGUGAUGUUGCUAUUCAGUUCGAACACUCUUUACAUAGUUAUGACAUUUUUUGUCUUAACACUGAUUCUGAUUACAAAUGACCUAAAUAUAAGUGUAAUGAGAAAGAAAAUGUUGAAAAAGAAUGAACAUAGAAAGUAUUCAGUGAUGGUGGAUGAAAAUAAUAAUGACAAGGUCGAUGAGAAAUUAAAGGAAGCGCCUGGACCAAAGCCUAAAAUGAUUGUUGGCAAUCUUGAUGCUCUCGAUGGCUAUGAGAUACCUUACCAGGCUUUCAGCGUUCUGGCAGAAAAAUAUGGCAAAAUUAUAAAAUUACAAUUGGGCAGCGUGCCUAGCAUGGUGAUUAAUGGAAUGGAAAAUAUUAAAGAAGUGCUAGUGAGCAAAGGGCAGCACUUUGAUUCAAGACCCAAUUUCAAACGUUACCAUAUGCUGUUCACUUUGGCUUUUUGCGAUUGGUCCGAAGUUCAGAGAACACGUCGUGACAUGCUGAUUCCUCAUACGUUCCCUCGGAAAUUUUCAAUGAAUUUCAACCGCUUUAGUGACAUCACAAUGGAACAUUUACAACAAUUGACUGUUGAAAUCAAAAGCAGUAUGAAAGAGUUAAAAUCGGUGUCAGUAAAGCCUCUAGUGGUGUCAACUUGUGCAAAUAUUUUCACAGAAUAUUUUACCUCACGGAAUUUUGAUCGAGACAACGAGAAAUUUCAAAAGCUCAUCACCAAUUUCGAUAAAAUUUUCUGGGAAGUAAACCAGGGAUAUGCUUCCGAUUUUCUUCCAUUCCUGUUGCCACUCCGUCGUAAUCAGAUGAAACAAAUGGAACAAUGGUCGCAUGAAAUUCGUAACUUUAUUAACGAAAACAUUAUAACAGAUCGCUUCGAGUCAUGGAAUGUUGGUGAUGAGCCAAAUGAUUAUAUCGAUUCAUUGAUCGACCACGUUAAACAAAAGCUUCAACCCAGAUUCGAGUGGGAAACCGUAAGAGAAGAAAUUAAAUUAAGAAAUAGUAACAGCUUAACUAAAUUUAUUAUUUUCAUUAAGGCUCUAUUUGCAUUGGAAGAUAUCAUUGGUGGACACUCGGCAGUCGCAAAUUUUGUUGUAAAAGUUCUCGCUUUCAUUGCAAAGCAUAAGGAAGUACAGAAAAAUAUCCAAGAGGAAGUCGACAAAUUGUUGAAUGAAAGAAGCGAACAUUCGGUCUUGAUUGCGGACCGUAAUAAAUUAAUUUAUACUGAAGCCGUGAUAAUGGAAUCAUUACGUAUUGUCACAUCCCCAAUUGUACCUCACGUGGCAAACCAGGACAGCUCGAUUGACGGUUAUUCAGUGAAAGCUGGUACACUAAUCUUCCUCAACAAUUACGAUUUAAAUAUGUCGCCAUCACUUUGGAAUGAACCGGAAAAGUUUGAACCGAAGAGAUUCAUCGUAGAUGGAAGACUUGUGAAGCCCGAUCAUUUUAUUCCAUUCGGUGUCGGUCGUCGUUCAUGUAUGGGCUAUAAAAUGGUUCAAUUUCUAUCCUUCUCCAUUGUUGCAAAUCUAUUGAAGGAGUUUGACAUUAGUCCAUUGUGUAAUGAAGAUGAAAUUAAAGUGCCUGUUGGUUCACUUGCGAUGUCUGAAAAUCCAUAUCAAUUCGCAUUCAACCUUCGAACCUAG
Molecule: messenger RNA, 1686 nt
Organism: Clunio marinus
Lineage: Eukaryota; Metazoa; Arthropoda; Insecta; Diptera; Chironomidae
Source: the annotation of a GenBank genome assembly